AACUAGAAAUUUAAUGUUUUUUAGAAUUAGUGUCUGCGCAAGAAUUUUUUAAUCCGGCUCUAUCUCUUAGUUUCUCAUCCAAAAAUGUUUUUCUUGUGCAGGAGUGUAGCACAGAGUCGACUCUUCAAAAUGGAGUCCUCUCUAGCCCUUGAUGAGAUUUCUUUCAAAAGACACAGGUAAUUCAUCCCAAGGUAUAAGCGAAAAAUCUGAUGACACAAUAGAUGAUGGUUCACGCUUUUCGAAAGAAAAAUGUUUCGUCAUUUUUCAACAAUUUCAAGUUUUCGGUAGAAUAAAAAAUGAUAUAUAGUAUGGCACGGUUAAAAGACAGAACACAUAGUUAGGUCACGAAAAAAUGAUAAAAAAUGUCAGCACCAUGCGUUGUGUCAUCAGAUUUUUCUCUUAUAUCUUGGAAUAAAUUGUCGUUAUCUUUUGAAAGAAAUCUGAUCAAUGACUGGAGCGGACUCCGUUAUGAAGAGUCGACUCUCUUCUACAAUCCUACAUAAGAAAAGGUUUUUGGAUGAGAGACAGAACCAGAUUAAGAAAAUCCUGUGCGUACAGUAAUUUCAAAAAACUUGCCAUUUUAUUUCUAAAAUGAGUGUGUGCUCUUUCUGGUGGUGUGUUCAAAACGGUUUUUAGACGUUCUCACGCACGCGAUAUUUUCAUUUUUCUUCAAAAAAAAUCAGAUGUCUGAGAGUUAGAGUCGAAUUUUCGUGGCCGAGACUACACGCUUUGAAGAGAUUUUUAUUUCUAGAAUGUUGCUAAGGAAUCCGGCUAUCGAACGCUAUCACGCUUUGGGAUAUGUGUAUUUGGAUAGGUUUAUUGUCCUGUGAGACUGUCAAUAGCAAAAAGGAUAUUGACUCCCAAAAUACACAUACAUAUAGUGUAUUGGUUUUGUUUGGCAGUUGUGCAGUUUAAUCAUGCAGUCUACGUAAUCUCAUGCAGGCACACAUCGUGAGAGUGUACAUGGUUCGCCUUACUGCCUGUCUUCGCAUUCUCAAUAGCCAUUUCGAAAAUAUUUUCGGCAGCCUUAUGCUAGAUUUUGUUUUCAUUUUACAGGUCAAAUUCUGCAGAUAUGACCACGCAACAGUCACGUCAACUCACAACGCCUCCUUUAAAGAAAGUGAACCGGAAACAAAUUCCGACAAAUUCCCAUUUAGAUUCUUAUGCAUUAGUGUUUUUAACUAAAUAUAGUCAUGAACGAUCACCAACAAUGGACAAAUUCAUGUUUAAAUAUGAAGACGUAGAACAACAAAAUGUUUAUAGUCAAAGACUUGUUAAAACAGUGAACAGUAUGAACACAAUUUUAUUCCGAUGGUUAGACUGUAAAAAUAUUUUUGAUGAUACAACAGAAUUAUUACCAAUAUCACUAUUAUUUGAUAGUGUUCAAGGUACUUCUAAUAGUCAUAGAGAGACUUUUUUUUCUGAAAAUGUUUUACCUCUUCAUUUUUCUACUGUAGUAUCAAAAUCAGUCAAAACAAUCACAUUCGAUGAUAUAGAAAAUGCCAGAGACAAAGAUGGUGAUUUUGUACCAAAUAGAUACAAAGGUUUCAAUUGGAAAAAUGUUAGAUAUGUUGAUGAAAAUUGGGCAAAACAAACUAAAAAGACUGCUGGAUUUGCAAAUGCAUACACUUAUGGUCAAAUUAUUGCAUAUAAUGCACGUGGCGAAUCGAUUUCAAUUAGUGUAAAUUAUGAUUAUUAUCAAACAUUUACUUUGCAUUCGUUUAUAGCUAAUUCAAUUGAGUACGACGAUUUCCAAUUGAAUAUAACUGGUUAUUGUUCCAACGUUAAACUGUAUAAAAAGACCGUGACGUUGUCUAUAGAUUCACCACAGUUAUUUCAAAUGAAUUGGUCUAAUAUUGAUAAAAUCACCUUUAGACCUGUAUCGCGACAGAAAUUACCAUCUACUUAUGCAUAUUUUGCUUUACGCUGUCUUAACAUAUUGAACGAAAAUUGA
This is a messenger RNA of Didymodactylos carnosus, 1954 nucleotides long. NCBI's taxonomy places the organism in Eukaryota, Metazoa, Rotifera, Eurotatoria, Philodinida, Philodinidae. The record is from the annotation of a GenBank genome assembly.